This is a messenger RNA of Symbiodinium sp. CCMP2456, 1209 nucleotides long. The record is from the annotation of a GenBank genome assembly. NCBI's taxonomy places the organism in Eukaryota, Dinophyceae, Suessiales, Symbiodiniaceae.
AUGCGGAGGCACCUCCAGGACCUGGAAUGUCUGAGUUUUCAUUCAGAUGCUGGAUUUUCGGCGAGAGCUCGGGGACAAUUGCUGUGUGCCGACAUGCCCGGACAGCAGAGGAGACAUGAAGCCUCAUCCUUCUUGUUUGGAGGCGACGACGAUCCAUUCAGUCAAAAGAUAAAACCUUGGAAUUCGAAGUGUCCAAAGUGGAUGCCAGGCUAUGGCACACGAACUCAUGGGUUCUGCCGGAAACUGAAGCCACUGAAGAAAACAUGGUUUCCGCCGGAAGAACCGGAACCUGUGCCAGAGCCAUCGGAUCAGCCCGAACAGCCACCGGGACCACCGGGACCACCCAGACCAAGAAAUAGAUCCCCACCUCCUCGAAGACGUUCCCCUGCAGCGCGCAGGGCAGCAGGAGCAGCAGGGGGUGCGGCGGCAGCAGCUGUGCACGGAGCUUCCAGGCAGUCCUCAAAGUCGGCCUGGGAGAAGCCGGCGGCUGAAGCCCGACACGACCAGAUGAAGGCAAGCACGGAGAAGCCGGAAGUCCCCUUCACAGCCCCGGCAACGCCUCGGCGAAGGCGCGUGCCCAGACGUCCGGCUCGAGAUCCUCCGAUUCCGCCAGGAGAGCUGGAGAAUGAUUUCGCCCCAGCUCCAGCACCUUCCAAUCGACCGAAGCCCAAGAAGAGCCCAUUCCCAGAAGAGGAGCCCUUCGAGCCUAAGCCAGGAAUUAUCGUUGAGCUCCCGACGAAACCCAAGGCCCCAUCUCAGGAUCAAGUUGGCACCUUCGAAGAUGACGACGUAGCGAACGAGGAGAAAUUGCUUCCUCCAGAGGCGAAGAGAAUUAUCAGGUCUGAGCUCAGCAAAAAGGCGAUUGAGGCUGCUUACGAGAAGGAGGAGCGAGACUCGCUGCCCAAAGAAAUCCCAGGCACGACUCCACAGGGGCCUUUCUGGCCUCCUCCCAGCACUGCACCUCCUGUCCAGCCAAUUCCGCCUCGCCCAGGUGAGGCAAAUUACAACUAUGGUUGGGUGCCACCGGAGGAAAGGACGCCCUACAGCCCACCCUGGCCAGGAGGCGGCCCGGAGGUAGCGGUGGACCGUACAGAGGCCGUGGUCGAGGAGAUCAACGACGAUGCAAAUGCUGUCAUUAAGACUGCAGAGGACGCCGUUGUGAACACGGCCAGGACUACAGAAAAUACCUUUGCGAACACGACCGUCUAA